Molecule: messenger RNA, 878 nt
Organism: Aspergillus candidus
Lineage: Eukaryota; Fungi; Ascomycota; Eurotiomycetes; Eurotiales; Aspergillaceae
Product: succinate dehydrogenase assembly factor 1
Exons: 3
Coding region: 255-491 (78 amino acids)
Biological process (GO): mitochondrial respiratory chain complex II assembly
Cellular component (GO): mitochondrion
Source: RefSeq, a predicted model, not a curated record
UACACAGUACGGUAAUUGUGUGACGGCCCAUUACACCCGAUCGGAAAAGGUGAUUUCUCCAGACCGGCAGAGACCGGAGCUAAGGAAGGGAAGCUUGUCCGCUUAUCCAAAUUUCAUCAUUCAAAUGUGACAGAACUUCAGUCAAUAAUUGACCUCCAUAAUUGACCCUAAACGAAAUUGUCGCUGAAACGACGAAUGCGAUGAAAUAUAGCGCUUGAUUUGGCUUCCCAAAUCAGGUGUGUUUGUAUCAAUCCAUGGCUCGACUGUCUGGUCUUCAGCGGGAGGUUCUGUCCCUGUACCGGAAAUGUCUGAGGGAAAUUCGGAAGAAGCCUUCUGAUUCAAGGGAGAACUUCAGGUCUUAUACUAGGAAGGAAUUUGAAAAGCACAGGACACUCAACAAGAAGGAUUUCAACGCCAUAGAAUACUUAUUACGCAAAGGGCACAGGCAGUUUGAGAUGUAUUCCUCGCCUGGAAUCCGCAACAUCCGAUAACAGCCGUUUGACCCAGUCCGCGCCAUGCCACAACCACUGGGGAACCCAAUCAGCGGAUGAAGAUGCCCAAUAUUCGUGAUAUCGACGAGGCGGAAUGGAUACUGUUUAGAUGAACGCAUGCACAUUCGUCUAGGAGGAGAGGAAGGCGAAACCUACACUGGUCAUGUGACCUUGAAUUCGAGAGCCCACGACGCGCUAUUCCAGAAGUAGUAAGUAGCUGCUUAUCAAAACCGCUUAUCAGUCCGCGGGACAUGGAAGGCUCCAGAGGCAUCUGGUCAGGUCCAGUUGCUUCCAUGGCUGAGUAUAUCAUCAUGUUCAAAUCUAUACACGACUAUCUUGCAUGGUCAGUUCCGCUCAUUGCUUUGAUAAGCUAGCAGAUUCCAGAAC